CAUUGAUCUGACCUUGUUAUUAAACCAAAUAUGAGGAGCUACAAAUUUUACUCGAGUUCUUUUGACUUAAGUCUGUAAUUGCUUGCAGUUACUCCUUGCUCCCAGGCUACCGUUGCUUUAAACCUACUACAGGAGGGGAAAGGCUGUUUUGAUUUGGUACUAAGUGAUGUUCAUAUGCCCGAUAUGGAUGGCUUCAAACUCCUCGAACUCGUUGGGUUGGAAAUGGACCUUCCUGUCAUUAUGAUGUCAGCGGAUGGAAGAACCAGUGCUGUUAUGAGAGGAAUUAGACAUGGGGCUUGUGAUUACUUAAUUAAACCUAUACGUGAAGAAGAGUUGAAGAAUAUUUGGCAGCAUGUUGUAAGGAAAAAGUGGAAUGACAAUAAAGAACAUGAACAAUCUGGUAGCUUGGAAGAAAAUGAUCGGCAUAAACGAGGGAGUGAUGAUGUUGAAUAUGCUUCUUCUGUUAAUGAAGGGACUGAAGGAAUAUUAAAAACACAUAAAAAGAGGAGAGAUGUUAAAGAAGAAGAAGAUGAUGAUUUGGAAAAUGAUGAUCUGGCCACAUCAAAGAAGCCACGUGUAGUAUGGUCAGUUGAGCUUCAUCAGCAAUUUGUUUGUGCCGUGAAUCAACUUGGGAUCGAUAAGGCUGUACCAAAGAGAAUACUUGAAUUGAUGAAUGUUCCUGGCUUAACUAGAGAAAAUGUUGCAAGUCAUUUGCAGAAAUUCAGACUAUACUUAAAGAGAUUAAGUGGAGUAGCUCAACAGCAAGGUGGGAUUCCCUAUUCAUUUUGUGGGCCUAUAGAACAGAAUCCAAAACUUGGUUCACUGGCAAGAUUUGAUAUUCAAGCUUUGGCCGCCUCUGGCCAAAUUCCUCCACAAACAUUGACGGUUCUACAUGCUGAGCUUUUAGGUCGACCAACAGGUAACUUAGUGUUGCCAGCAAUGGACCAGCCAGCUCUAUUACAUGCAUCCAUACAGGGCCCCAAGUGUAAUCCCAUUGAUAAUGGUAUCACAUAUGGUCAACCUCUGAUUAAGUGCCCACCCAACAUUUCCCAGAAUUUUCCUCACUCCAUAAUAUCCGCUGAGGAUGUUCAUACAGGAUUUGGAGCAUGCCCAUCAAGUAGCCUUGGCACCAUUUGUCCAAGCCAUGAUCUUGGUGGUUUGGGUGCUCAGAAUGGUAAUGUGUUAGUGGGAAUGUUACAACAGUUACAACAGCAACAGAGACAAUCAAUUAUAGCAGAAUCCAGCCGUUCAAUUAACGUCCAGCCUUCUUGCAUUGUGGUCCCUUCUCAGCCAUCAUUCAGUUUUCAGGCAGCAAAUACUCAUGCUUCCAGUAAUUUGAAUGGCACCUUAAAUAGAAGUUCCGUUAUUGAUUAUAGCCUUUUGUCACCCCAAUCAAACAGUUCGUCCUUUGGUGUUGGACUAACAUCUGAUGGGGAUCUAAAAACAAUAAGUGUAUUUAAUGGGCACUCUAUAGCAGGGUCUAUUUCUCCAUCUAUGUCAACAUGCUCAGUAAAUGCUGACAAUGGUUGUGGCAGGCAAGUUCAGAGCUCUACACCAACGUAUGUUGCUGGCAGACAGUCACGAGGUCUAGUUUCUAACACUGAUGGUCCUUAUAGUUCUAAGGAAGUUCAAGGGCUUGACCAGGGACCGCUCAGGAACCUUGGUUUUGUAGGUAAGGGGACAUCCAUUCCAAGCCGUUUUGCAGUGGAGGAACCUGAAUCACCUAUAAGCAACUUGAACCAAGGAAAGAUCUACGGGGAGAACGAAAUUAAGGUGAAACAGGAGUCAAGUCUGGAUUUUAUUGAGAAUGCUAAUGUGCGCAUCCCUAUGUUGCAACAUCAUCCUUCAAAUGAUCUCAUGAGUGUUUUCUCCAAAUAGGUAAUGUAGUCCACAUCAUGUUACUAGGUUUAUUUACUCAUUUACUUUUAUUCAUGAGGAUUUCUGAUCUGUCUUCUGAAGUUAUGGUUUUUUUUCCUUUGGUUGGCCAUUGGUGAAUCAAAUGUGUUGAGAAACUAAGACUUGUGCAAUUUCUUGUAGAUACCUCUUUGGAUAACGGAAUUAGGUUAGUUUGAGUGGGUAUGCUGGCAUUUGGAACUGGCAUCGGGCGAUAUGAUAUACACACUGUCAACACUGUCAAUAGAGUAGAGGUUGGGCCGUUGCAGUAGUGGAUGUGCUACCACUUGGUGGUGUUGUCUUGCAGUAAUUUUACCAUGUCAAUGGCUGUUGAUGUGAAUUGGCUUUAUAUUAUUUAGGAUGUAUAGUGGCGUCUUCUUUAUUUUUCAUGAAUUUGCAAAGAGGUGUUUUAAAACUGCGUACCUUUAAAUGAUGGGGUUGGGAGUAUUAGGAUUUUGCUUGGUUACUGAAAUAGUCAUCUUGCUUGGUGACAGUGGUUACAUCUUUCUGUCCACUGGCAUAAUUGCACACAAAGUUCCUGUUGCUUCUGAAAUCUACUUUACAGUUCUUGUUGUGUGCCCUCUUGUUAGCUUGCACAGUGUGUGGUAGUCAUAUGGGUUUCUGCUGCCCUUAGUAGUCAUAUGGACUUAUUUAUGUCAAAAUGAG
Ilex paraguariensis (yerba mate) is the source of this 2559-nucleotide messenger RNA. NCBI's taxonomy places the organism in Eukaryota, Viridiplantae, Streptophyta, Magnoliopsida, Aquifoliales, Aquifoliaceae. The record is from the annotation of a GenBank genome assembly.